Dendronephthya gigantea is the source of this 1579-nucleotide messenger RNA. RefSeq lists its product as uncharacterized. The record is from RefSeq and is a predicted model, not a curated record. Bases 64 to 1530 code for a protein of 488 amino acids. NCBI's taxonomy places the organism in Eukaryota, Metazoa, Cnidaria, Anthozoa, Malacalcyonacea, Nephtheidae. The transcript is spliced from 3 exons.
UACAAGUUAACACAAUAUUAUAUUACUGAAAGUCACCGGACUAUAUCUAGUAGACUGCUAGUGAUGGGAAAUGAGUUCCAGAAAACAACAGAAAACGAACCCGAAAUAUGGAUCCAUGAAGAGAAAUGGAUCAAGGUUGUAAAAGAUUUCAAGAGAGCCACUGAGGUCCUAGAAAAAAAUAGAAUAGCUUUGGAUGAACAUCUUAUACAACUUGAUGAAUCCAGAAAAGUUGUUAGUGACGAACCACGAAAUCGAGCCCUUGCAGAGCAAGCUGAACUAUAUACGAGAGAGAUAUUAGACGAGGUUGAGCGAUUAGACCCAAGAUUCAAGAGCACAUUUCUGAAAUCAGGGAGCUUUUACGAUGACGCAAAAGUGGGCCUACCAGAUGAAUAUGAUUACAUGGCCAAACUUGUGCUACUCUCGAAGCCAGGGAUUGGAAGGGCAGUUCCAACAAAGCUUGGCUUUGCGAGAAUAAUACUGGAGGACGAAAAAGCCAAAGAAUUGUGGGAGCAAUUUCUUUGUGAAGAUUCUGAUGAAGACACCUUGGAGGUAUUCAAGAGUGUCUUAUCAAUCAGCAAGCUUCAGGAAGAAUUUCGCAGCCUUGUUAUGAAGGCAAUAAAGUCUGUCAAAAUGCCAUCGAAAUGGCAGCGUGAUCCUUGCCCUGAACAACACGGUCCAUGCGCUAUGCUUGAAUUUUUAGUGGACGAUUUUCUACCAGAAGGUCAGUUGUACAUUUCAAUCGAUUUAGCACCGUGCAUUACAUAUCCCAAUCACAAAGAUAUUGAAUUUCCUUUCUAUCGGUAUCUUGAUAUCGAGAACUCCUUUGCCACAAUGCUUACGCAAAUCGUGGCGGAGCAAUAUAAUGUUUUGCUAGUACCAUUCAUUGAUGACGGAGUGAAACUUGUCAAAAAAACCACCUGUAUUUAUCGCCAGUCGUUUCGCGAGCAAAUGAGAGUGUCAUUUUCCAUGGUAGAAAAAGACAUUUUCGCCAAUUUCGCUUGCAACAGCAUUGAAAAGCGAGUACUGCGACUCUUGAAGAUUCUGAGAGAUAUCCAUUUGAAAGAUGAUGAGAAAAGGCAAGAAUGGGAAGACCCAGUACCAGAUGAACCACCAUCGACCAAAAUGGAGAAUAUCACGACAAUUGAGCAAUACGUACCACCUAAGCACCCAAAGUGGUUUUGGGACUACGUUAAGGGCAAGGUUCCUUAUAAAGAAGGUGAAUUGAAAAUAGAAAAGGAUAAUGCAUCUGUAUCAGAUUUGCUUCAGACGUACGUUUUCAAGUCACUGUUUUUCUACACAAAGCUGUUCUCGACUGACGAGGAACGAUGGAAGCCGGGUAACUUGUCAGGAACUUUAUUAAAGUGCCUAGAUGAUUUAUUUAAUGUUUACAGUGUGCCUAAUGCGGCAUUACCAAAUUUUUUCUUCGAUGGAUACACUGGCAAAAAACCUAACUACUACAAACAAAAAAAGAUUUUGAUGGGAAUGUUUAAGCUUGCUCGUUCACUUCAAGUAUAUGUUGAUGAGGCAUGAAAUCAAAGAAACAUGGAAAUAGUGAUAUAAUAGUGAUUUGUAUUGUACU